CCACUUCUCUACACUCUGAAAAGAUAAACCAAAGCAACAAGCAGAAGACCAGCCCCUGGAGAGACUUCUUUUUUUGCACCUCGUGUAACAUCUGACUGAUCAGUGAUACUUGAACAAUGUUGUGCCCAUGGAAGCAGUUCACAAACCGAGGGCUCAUUAGGAAAAAAACUGCAUUUGAUGUAACCGAUCUGAACAACAAUGAACCCAAAAAUGAGAAGCAUCUCAGUGAGUUGAAAGAAGAGGACACCAAAUCCAAUGGCACAAAAAGUGAUAUGGCCGAAAUAAAAGUAGGAUUACAAAAGGGUGCUCCGGAAAACCAUAGUAAUUUGUGCAAAAAAGUGGCUUGUCCCAAAUAUCUGAAGCUAAGAAACUAUGAGAAUGGAAAGAUUUUGCAAGACACAUUACAUCUCAAUGCAAAACAGAGCCUCAGUUGCCAGUCAUCUGUUUGUCAUGGAUCAAUAAUGUAUCCUAAGUGCUACGUGCGAGGUCCAAGGGAUAAGGCAAUACCUCAGGAUGUUCUAUUACCUCAAGCAGUGGAGUUUAUUAAUCAAUAUUACAAGUCUUUCAAAGAACCCCAAAUAGAAAACUACCUUAAUAGACUGGAAACAGUCACCAAAGAUAUUGAACAUACGGGAACCUACCAGUUAACAUACGAUGAGUUGGUAUUUGCAUCGAAACAGGCGUGGCGAAAUGCCCCCAGGUGUAUAGGACGGAUCCAGUGGAGUAAUUUGCAGGUGUUUGAUGCCCGGGACUGCAAGACAACUCAAGAAAUGUUCCAGCUCAUCUGUCGUCAUAUAAAAUACUCCACAAAUGGUGGUAAUAUAAGGUCAGCGAUUACCAUAUUUCCUCAGCGUACUGAUGGGACACAUGACUUCAGAGUCUGGAACAGCCAGCUGAUUCGGUAUGCAGGGUAUGAAAUGCCCGAUGGGGUAAUCAUUGGAGAUCCUGCCAGCAUAGAGUUUACAGAGCUAUGUAUGCAGCUUGGAUGGAAGCCAAAAUAUGAGCGAUUUGAGAUUCUCCCUCUGAUACUGCAGGCAAAUGGAGAGGAUCCAGAAUUAUUUGAAAUACCUAGAGAUCUAAUACCUGAAGUUAUAAUGGAGCACCCAAAAUUUGAGUGGUUUAAGGAUCUCAACCUGAGGUGGUACACGCUACCUGCAGUUUCUAACAUUAUGCUCGAAGUUGGAGGCAUUGAAUUUACAGCCUGCCCCUUUAAUGGCUGGUACAUGGGGACAGAAAUUGGUGUUCGAGACUUCUGUGAUGUUCAGCGGUACAAUGUGCUGGAGGAAGUUGGAAGGCGGAUGGGUUUAGAAACUCACAAGCUUGCGUCUCUGUGGAAAGACUACGCAGUUGUUGAACUUAAUUUAGCCGUUCUAUACAGCUUUCAGAAAAACAAUGUGACCAUAAUGGAUCAUCAUUCUGCUGCCGAGUCUUUCAUGAAGCAUAUGGAGAAUGAAUACCGGUUAAGGGGAGGAUGUCCAGCAGAUUGGGUCUGGCUUGUUCCACCAAUGUCAGGAAGCGCUACUAAAGCGUUUCAUCAGGAAAUGCUCAAUUACAUUCUGAAUCCAUUUUACUACUAUCAGAUUGACGCUUGGAAAACUCACAAGUGGCAUGACGAGAGCCGUAAACCAACGAAGAAGGAAUUCAAACUGAGUGUUAUUUUCAAGGCAGUUCUUUUUGCUUCAGCACUUAUGCGGAAAACUAUGGCUGCCAGGACGAAGGCAACUAUACUCUUUGCAACUGAAACUGGGAAGUCUGAGACAUUUGCAAAAAAGUUGCACAUAUUAUUCAGCUAUGCCUUUAACACUAAGGUGGUCUGUAUGGAAGAUUACAAUAUUGGAAACUUGGAUAAAGAAUCUCUUCUCCUGGUGGUUACAAGUACAUUUGGGAAUGGUGACUGUCCUAGCAAUGGAGAGAAAUUCAAGAAAUCAAUUUUCAACUUGAAGAAAUUGCAAGACAAAUUGAGGUAUGCUGUUUUUGGACUUGGCUCCAGCAUGUAUCCACAGUUUUGUGCAUUUGCCCAUACCCUAGACCAGAAACUGGCACAGCUUGGUGCCAACCAGAUCAGCCCUACAGGUGAAGGAGAUGAACUUAGUGGGCAAGAGGAAGCUUUUCUGUCAUGGGCCAUCCACACUUUUAAGGCUGCCUGUAAAGUGUUUGAGAUUUGUGGCAGACAAAAAAUUACCUUGCCAAAAUGUUAUACCUCAACAGAAGGCUGGAUUCCAGAAAAUUAUCGUCUUGUAAAUGAAAGUCAUCCUUUAGAUCACAUCAAAGCCCUCUCAAAACUGCAUUCAAGAAGUAUCAUAAAAAUGACCCUAAAAUCUAAAGAAAAUCUGCAAAGCUCUAAAUCUAGCCGUGCCACCCUCCUAGUGAAACUUUCCAGUGAGAAUUACCAGGAAGUUCAGUAUCUGCCAGGAGAACAUGUUGGUGUAUUUCCUGGCAAUCAGCCAGAGCUAGUUAAUAGCAUAAUUGGACUUCUGAAGGAUGCUCCCGCAAUCAAUCAGGACAUCCGGCUGGAGACGCGCAGUGAACAAGGUAACUUCUGGACAACCAGUGAGAAAAUCCCUCCUUGCUCACUGUCCCAGGCAUUGACUUACUUCCUGGACAUAACCACCCCACCCUCCCAGCUGCUUCUGAAAAAGCUGUCUCUUCUGGCUACUGACGUGGAAGACAAACAGAGACUGGAAGACUUGAGCAAAGAUACAGAAAUGUACAAUGCAUGGAAAUCGUACAAUUAUCCAUCAUUCCUUGAUAUACUGGAGGAGUUUAAAUCUCUUGAAGUACCUACUACAUUUUUGCUGACUCAGUUACCAGCACUUAAGGCACGGUACUACUCUAUAAGCUCCUCCAAUGACAUGACACCUGGUGAGAUUCACCUCACCGUCGCUGUUGUAAACUACAGAACGAAAGGAGGCCAUGGUCCACUUCACCAUGGGGUUUGCACUACAUGGUUUAACACUUUGAGCCAGAAUGAUAUAGUUCCUUGUUUUAUACGGAGCACAAACGCAUUCCAUCUCCCGACAAACCCAUUAUCGCCAUGCCUUCUGAUCGGCCCAGGAAGUGGAAUUUCUCCAUUCAGAGCUUUCUGGCAGCAGAGAUUGUAUGACAUUGAGAAAGGUAAAAAAGUCAACUCUAUGAUAUUGCUAACUGGCUGCCAGCAACCUGACAUUGAUGAAAUCUACAAAGAAGAGUUGCAAUACAUGAAAAGAAAAGGUGUUAUGCAAGACGUGUUCACUGCUUACUCGCGAAAGCCCGGACAAGCAAAGACAUAUGUCCAGCACAUUCUGGAAAAAAGUCUUGAAGAUGAAGUGUUAAGGAUUCUAUUUGGAAAAGACGGCCAUAUCUAUGUGUGUGGACAUAUUGAGAUGGCCAGAGAUGUCGCUUCAACAAUUAAACUGAUUAUUGCAAGAAAGAAGGGUUUGAAUGACGAGGAAGUGGAACAAUAUCUGACCCAGUUAAAGAGUGAAAUGCGUUAUCAUGAAGAUAUAUUUGGGGCAACAUAUAAGACACGGCAGCCCCAGAAUGGAAUACUAUCUCCUGAUAUAUCAUAUCACUGCCAUGAAUCGGUUGUUCCGCAAUACAGAAAAUUGUAACAUUUCCACCACAUAUCUUGUUUUAAAUCAUGAACAAGUAUAGAGGGAACCAAUUCAAAUUUAGAAAGCAAAAAAAUUCCUUCCGGGUUGAUUAAAACAAUUUACUUUCUGCAUGGACAGUACAUGGUGUGGAAAGCAAGAACCAAAAAAUAUCUCUAUAAAUACUGUUGGCUCCCUAAAAAUUGAAGUUAAAGAAUUCCAGAAUAUCCAGGACAUGUGCCUCCACAGCUCCAGAUGAUUGGUUUCCAAUGGAUCUUAAUCAAACAUGACUAUUCU
Messenger RNA from Bufo gargarizans (Asiatic toad), 3866 nucleotides. RefSeq names its product nitric oxide synthase, inducible-like. The coding region runs from base 117 to 3590 and encodes 1157 amino acids. Gene Ontology annotation, molecular function: flavin adenine dinucleotide binding; FMN binding; heme binding. The transcript has 27 exons. The record is from RefSeq and is a predicted model, not a curated record. Gene Ontology annotation, biological process: nitric oxide biosynthetic process. NCBI's taxonomy places the organism in Eukaryota, Metazoa, Chordata, Amphibia, Anura, Bufonidae.